Messenger RNA from Exophiala mesophila, 2551 nucleotides. RefSeq lists its product as uncharacterized. Bases 1631 to 2098 code for a protein of 155 amino acids. The record is from RefSeq and is a predicted model, not a curated record. NCBI's taxonomy places the organism in Eukaryota, Fungi, Ascomycota, Eurotiomycetes, Chaetothyriales, Herpotrichiellaceae. The transcript is spliced from 2 exons.
CAGACUCAGAUCCCUCCGGAGCAGUGGCGGUAGCAUUCUGAGGGUUGAGGACAUUGUCGAUCACGUGAACAACACCGUUGGCAACCAGGACGUCGGGAAUCACGACGCGGGCGCCGUUGACAUAGAUUUCGUCAUCCUCGGUGACAGUGAUGGUGACAUUGGUUCCCUCAAGAGUGGGAAGUUGGGUGCCGUUCUCGAGGAGGUUGCUGUAGCCCACUACGCCAGGAACAACGUGGUAGGUGAGGAUCGAGGUCAAUUCCUCAGUGGUCAAAUUGGGAAGAGCAGAGCCAAUCGCAGCGAAGGCAUCGUUGUUGGGAACAAAGACGGUGAUAUCCUCGGCGGUGUCGACGGUGUCUGCCAGGGUCAGGUUGACCAACGCACCGGCUGCAGCGGUGAGGUUGAGUUCGGUGGCAGUCUCUGACACAUUCUCUGGCACCACCAGAACGCUGUCGAUGAUGUGAACCACACCGCCGGUGAAGUUGAGAGGCUCUCCAGUGACAUUAGCCACGCUGAGCAGACCCGACACAAUCUCCAAAUCGCCAUCGUUGUCAUAGACUCCCAAGCGCUGUCCUCCGCUGACGUUGGCAAAUUGACCAGGUGCGAGCAAGGUAGGAACAAACUGGGCCUCGCUGAGGUUGGCAUAUGUUCCAUUGAUGACAUGAUAAGAGAAGAGGGCGGUGAUGAGUUCCUCGUCUCCUCCAGCGAGGGCGGCACCGGCACUCGAGUUGAGAAACUCGGCAAAGGCGUCGUUGUUGGGGGCCAACAGCGUGAUGUUCUCCAAGCUGCCCAGCUGGGUUGUGAAGUCUUGGAACAUUCCGAGGAACUGAGUCAAGUUGCUCAACUCGGUCUGGUUUGACAACAACGUGACCAAGUCGGGGGUCGAAGGGGUGGGCUCAUCUUGAGCGAAAGCUGCGCCAGCCAGGGCUGCCAAUGCCAAUCCUUUGAACAACAUUGUCACAGACGAAUGAGUUGAAUCACUUUUUGUUGGACUUGGUAAGUACAGGAUGAAUGGAAGGCACACCUAUAUAACGAGGUCGGCAAGAAAAGUAUGGACAGAGGAAAAAAGAACUGGAGGAGAAAGAGGGGGUCGACACAAGAGUAUUUGAGGCAAACAAGAGAGGCACAACUCCAUCCAACCCUCACGACACGUCGAGCUUGUGUUGCGCCAUCAAGAAUUUCAUGCUGGGCCGACGUGUUUCCAUGGUCAGCCAACUCCACGUCCCCUUCGAGACAAAGAGUGGGUUCGGACCCAAUUGCAGUGGCCAAAGUCUGCAUCGGUGGGCUAGCACUGGACCAGCUCUGCACCAGGACCUGGACGAUGAUGGUGUGUUACCAUGUCGAGGCUGUGGUGGCAUGGCAUAGAACUUGGCUUGAGGUCGAUCUACCCCGGUGAUCGAACAGUUUAGCCUGUAAGGGAGCAAACCAUAUGGCUUUGGGCAAAGUCAAUGACGCAUUUGUCCACCAGACAAGACCAGCGACGGCUUGUCCACAUCCACUCCACCAAUCGACAUAGCUCCCAAGCUUGUCUGGGCGAUGACUCGGUUCCACGGCAAUAUCGUGAAGCUUUGAUUCGGAUAGUCUUACCCAUCGAAGAAAAAAGGCCAUUUGUGGCGACUCGGAGCCAUUCCCUAUGGUCUGGGCUGGUCGAUUGACUUCUGUAAGCAUAGUCACUUCGGUCUCAUCUGCUCUACUGACCGUUGCAAUCUCAUGGUUUCUUGGCCAUUUCGAAACCGGUUUGGAUCUCAAAGGUCACCUCAAAGAUCAACAUGGGGAACAUCAAAGCUCGAAAAGGGGGACAGGUGGAAAAGCCGAAAACUUGGCAAAGCUCCAGGUGGGAAAGUCAGUAGCACGGCUUGGACCGAUGGAAGGUGGGAAAACAAAUGACGGGCCCGAUGAUUGGGUGUGGCCCCCCAAGAAAGCCGUCGUCAUGGUUGAAGCUGUGCCUCAAUUGCGCCUGUGCAGGGAGAAUUGCAGCACCACAAAUGCCCUCUAUACAGCAAGUAUCACUCCAUCCCUGGGGAGACACGGGGCUUUGGGCUCGGAGGAGAUCCAAUCACCAAUCUUCCUUUUCUUUUUUUCAAAUGAUGUUUUGUGGUGAGAUGAACUACCACCUCAUCUGUUUAUCAUCGUCCAUCUCUGGACAAAUGGUCCCAGCCAACUUUGACGCACCUGUCGAUUCACCCUUGCUUUGCAUAUUGAACAAGCGGAAAAUCUGACCAGAACUAGACUCUGCCAAUUUGGACGAGCUGUGGUGGCUGUCUCCGCUCUGGCACUCUGGCUCCUUCCUGAAUUCGAUGAUGAAGCAAUGGACAUGAUAUCAUCAUUCUGCAAAUCGCCUUGUUUGAAACGCGUGUCGCGUCUUGGCGUGACGCUGCCCAAUCCUUCCAUUUUCCACCUUUUUUCUUCCUCUCGGCUUUUGGUGUCUACGAAGUUACACACGAGGAAUCCCACGGAUCAAGAACUCCGUCUGCAUCAUUUGAUCCACAUAUGUAGACACAUUAGUUCUCGCGUCUAGACUCAGAGCCGACACUCUCUACAAACCGCAUGCUUC